AUGUUUUUGUGUGCGUCUAUAUGGUCACUGCGACAAAAUGAUGACAAAUCGGGCGUUGAUCAAUUCCCUCCCCCUUCCUUAAUGAUUCAUUCUACAGAAAUCGGUUACAUAGCGACGUUUACACCUGGCGUCCACGCCGCUCGUGCGUCUCUCAGCUUCUGUUCAACGUCUGACACGCCCACUGACGCUUUCAUUAGCAACGCCAGUCGCUGCAUCAAGAAAACUGACGCUUCUUACAUAGAAUACGUACGCCUAAGUGUAAUUACCAAAAUUCUUUACUUCUUUCUUGAAAUUCUACCAAAUUCAUUUCUUGUCCUUGUGAUCUAUCUAUCUAUCUAUCUAUCUAUCUAUCUAUCUAUCUAUCUAUCUAUCUAUCUAUCUGGGUCUGUUUGCUCCCUCCUCCUCUCUCCGUCUCUAUCGAUAUUCAAACUAUUUCACAUUGUUCAUCUCUCUCCUAUAUUCAUCUAUCUAUAUUCUAUUCAUAAUCAUAUAUCUACGUAUCUAUCUAGGUCUGUUUGCAUCUCUCUCUCUUUCUCUCUCUCUCGAUCUCUCUCUAUCGAUGCUCAAAUUAUUUCACCCUGUUUAAAUCUCUUUCUCCCUAUAUUCAUCGAUCUAUAUUCUAUUUAUAUCUAUCUCGGUCUCCAUUUCAGAUCUAUCUAUCUAUCUAUCUAUCUAUCUAUCUAUCUAUUUCGUCUGGCUAUGUAUGCCUUUCCCUCUGAACUUAGCUGUUACUCUUUUUACUUUUGA
Messenger RNA from Acanthosepion pharaonis, 747 nucleotides. Lineage: Eukaryota; Metazoa; Mollusca; Cephalopoda; Sepiida; Sepiidae. The record is from the annotation of a GenBank genome assembly.